UUUUUUUUUUAAUUUGCUGUUUUCAAUUUUUAGUUUUUCUUUUUUCUUUCUUACUAUAACUACAAAAAGCAAAAAAAGUUUAUAAUUAUGCAGAGUCAUCAUAGAUAUGAACAAGUUGCUCAAAUUGAUCAAGAUACUAUUGAGCAGCAACAAAAUAGUCGACCUAUUGCAGCUCAACAAAGAUCUGAUUUAGAAGAUACAUUCAACAUUUAUGAUGAACAAGAAGAUGAUUACACAGUGGAAUCAACUGAGCAUCAUCAGUUACUUCCUGAACAUACAUCAACUACAGAAAUACAAAGGGUACAUCAUAGUGCACCCAUUGUUCAAUCAAACGAUGGUGUCUUUUCUAAUAUAUCGGCUAAACCUGAAACCGACAAAGUGGAAGAGCUGCCACCAACUUAUGAAGAGGCUGCAGCAGAUGCAACCCCGCCUUAUUGGCAAACUACAGUGAUUGCUCCAGCAGGAAUGGGAGAUAUAGUUUUAGUAGAAGGUUUACCAGUUGGACAUUUAUUUAGCUUUUUAUGGAAUAUGAUGGUCUCUGCUAGUUUUCAAUUAGUGGGAUUUAUGCUUACUUAUUUAUUACAUACAACUCAUGCAGCAAAGGAUGGUGCUCGUGCAGGUUUAGGAAUUUCAUUAAUACAGUAUGGAUUUUAUGUUCGAAGUCGGGGAACAUUAGAUGAAGACUUUGAUUAUGAUGGCGAAGGACAUGAAACAGUGGGUCAUGAUGCUACACAAGCAGAUUUAGUUGCAUAUAUCAUGAUGUUCAUUGGUUGGUUUAUUAUUCUUCGAGCUGUUUCUGAUUAUUUACGAGCUCGUAAAAUGGAGAAUAUUAUAACCUCAGAACCCAAUUCUACAACAACAAAUGCUGAUAAUAUAGUAUGAACAACUAUUCAUAUAUAUAUGUGUGUGUGUAUGUAUGUAUACACAUGUAUAUAAUAUACGUAUCGUAAAAUAAUACCCUGUAAAUUGUUUAAUAAUAAU
Molecule: messenger RNA, 981 nt
Organism: Cokeromyces recurvatus
Lineage: Eukaryota; Fungi; Mucoromycota; Mucoromycetes; Mucorales; Mucoraceae
Exons: 6
Coding region: 88-882 (264 amino acids)
Biological process (GO): vacuolar transport; metal ion transport; ubiquitin-dependent protein catabolic process
Cellular component (GO): Golgi apparatus; endoplasmic reticulum; perinuclear region of cytoplasm
Source: RefSeq, a predicted model, not a curated record